Molecule: messenger RNA, 34875 nt
Organism: Pelobates cultripes (western spadefoot toad)
Lineage: Eukaryota; Metazoa; Chordata; Amphibia; Anura; Pelobatidae
Source: the annotation of a GenBank genome assembly
GGGAGUCAAUGGGACAAGACGCAGCCAACAGGCGAAAGGUCGAUGUGACGUCACGGUGGAACAGCCGCCCCCCUCUCUCUGCGUGCAUUCACUAUGAGUUGUCAUGACAACCGCCCACCGAACGUUCCAUGAAGAGUCUGGUUGGUACUGAGCCGCGACGUCAGCGCUGUGUGACAGGUGACGCGUGGGUCGUGUCGUGCUGCCCUGGCUCCCCAGCCCUGAACAUGGAGGAGGAGGAAGGGGAGUCACGGUCACUGGAAGACGAGGUGGACGGGGGUCAGUACCCAGCAUGGCAGGGUCAGGGAGAUGGGGAGGAGGAGAGGAGACGGAGAGCUGUCCAGAGACCGUCAGUCCUGGACAUACAGGUGUGUAUGUACCUGUGUAUAUCCCCUGCCAUUAUAGGUAUCCCACUAGUGUACCUUGACACCAAUGGAUCAUAUUGUCAAGACAAAAAGCGAGCAAAAAUACAUGAUUGAUCCAUUCUGACAUGGACCAGUCACCAGUCAUGUGUGACUUUAAAUGUCCUGCUUUGUUAUAUGAUUAUUUCAUUCAUAUAUAAUUAUUCAUAAUUAUGUGAAUUGUUGUAGAUGUCAUAUUUUAGGCCAAAAUACCAAAUUGAAAAAGAUUAAAUAUUGAAAUUCAUCUGUGUUUUCAGUUCAGCUUCCCCUUAUCCCCCCACUACCCCUCCUCCUGGUAUUUAAAAUUCUGUUUGAUUCACUUUGAUAUUAACAUGUUUGGGGUUUAUUCACAACACAUCUAAAUUGUUUGCUGGUGUAUAACCAAAUGGCACAUUUUAGGGUAAAAAAAAGACAAACUGAGUUGGCUACAGCUGAGUUGGCUAAUUUUUCCAGGUCAACUGUUAUUGAUUUAAAUGUUGCUUAUUUAAAUUCACUAUGGUGUAGAGUUUGCUGCAAAAACAUUUUCCUUAGCUAGUAAUCAAAAGACAAUUUUCACAGGAUAUACGUUCCAUUUAUUUAUUUGUCUCUGUGAUUCCAUCUGAGGAGUUCCUGACUGUCCUCAAUUGCUCAGUGUAUGUACAUACCUUAUAAAUACAUAACAGAUGACAGAGCCUAAUAUGGUUUGAUCCAAAGAGAGCCUUGGAUUAUUACAGGCAGAGACAUGCAUUAUUCUUAUAAAGUGAUCAUUCAGGGCCUGUUUUAAUACAUACUGGAUAUUCUUUAUAAAAAUAAAAAUUUGGGUGAAAAAAAAUAAUUAUCAUUGUAUCUCUUUGAUUUAUUUAUAUGUAAUGUAUGUGGAAAAUGUUACAUGCACUUAAAUGUAUGCACAGUUGCAGUAAGUAUAUGAGUAAUGAAUCAAUUUAAGUCAGUUAUUUGCUUUUUUAUUAUUUAAAUUUUUAUUGAGACAUUAAGAGUAAUACAAUCCAAUGAGAGCAAGUAUACAUCGGAACAACACGUAGCUAUUUGCCGUUUUAAUAGUAUUUCAAUUAUUUUAUGCAGUGUAAUUCACAUAUGACAAUUCUUCUGUUAUUAAUUGUGGCGGAACCAACCUCGCCACUGUUCACUGGAGAGGCCUGGUUGCUCGCCUGCUCCCUUUAGACUAUGGUCCUGCAUUUUAAACUUGUAUUUUACCUGCAGAAAGGUUUAUUCGUGUCUUUCUGCGGACUGUUAAAGCCAUGCUACCCCAGAUAGCUAUGCCAUGGAGCCUAGCCGUAUAUUGACUGUAUGAAAGACUUUGGCUCCAUGGCGAUUGAACUGUAUGUAUGUGAUCUGAGCACCAUCCGGUAAUAAUGUGCGCUCAGAUCUAAGCUAUCUGGGGAUAGGUAGAAUGUGUAUGUUCUAUGUGAUAAAUGUAACCGUAUGUAUUUUUAUGUCUUUUAUUGUCCUUUGUCUGCCAUGUGUUCAAUGAAGUUUUGCCUCUGUCCUGGAGAUAAUUGGAUUACUUCCCAAUUAUCUCCAGGAUAGAAGACUCUGUGGAACUGGUUGUGGGCAGAAAAGCCAUGCUGCAUUUGGUCAAAUAGGACUUUUCCUUAACUUUUUAACCCCCGGAUGGAAUUGGCUGAAUUUUGGUUAUGUUUAUAUUUAAAGUAUGCUGAUUCUGUGUUUUAUGUGAAUAUGAUGCAUAUUUUUAAAGUUACAGUGUAUGUAUAAAAAGUGUAUUUUUCCUGCCUGUGAUAAAUUACAUUAACCCAUUGUGUUCAGUAAUUAUAUCACAGGCAGAGGGGAGGGAUGUAUGCUUGUGCUGGGUGUGUGUGGCGGAACCAACCUCGCCACUGUCCACUGGAGAGGCCUGGUUGCUCGCCUGCUCCCUUUAGACUAUGGUCCUGCAUUUUAAACUUUUAUUUUACCGGCAGAAAGGUUUAUUCGUGCCUUUCUGCGGACUGUUAAAGCCAUGCUACCCCAGAUAGCUAUGCCAUGGAGCCCAGGCGUAUACUGAAAGACUGUAUGAAAGACUUUGGCUCUAUGGCGAUUGAACUGUAUUUAUGUGAUCUGAGCGCCAUUCGGUAGUAAUGUGCACUCAGAUCUAAGCUAUCUGGGGAUAUGUAGAAUGUCUAUGUUUUAUGGAAUAAAUGUAACUGUAUGUAAUUUUAUGGCUUUUAUUGUCCUUUGUCUGCCAUGUGGUUAAUAGAGUCUUGCCUCUGUCAUGGGAGAUAAUUUGGUUACUUCACAAUUAUCUCCUGGACAGAGAGGAGGGAUUGUGAUGUAAAUGUGGGUGUGUUUUAUGGUUCUCCUGUAAACAAUUGGUUGUACUGUGACCCACCCUGUGGGAUGUCCCCUUGCAUGGGGACUUGCAUAAAAGCCAGUGUGUGGCCAUUACAAGAGAGUUCCUGCUUAACCCUCAAAGUGAAGUGUCAUCUCAUUAUUGGGGGAGGAUUUACUGUAUGCUGUUAGAGACUGAUUGCCAGGAGUGUAAGCCGCUUGGGGGCUUUUCCUGUUCGUCUACUAGCAGCUAUUCGUGUGUAUGCAGUUUGGGAGUUUCGAGUAUUCCCUUGGUUGCAGUUCGGGAAUUGGUGAAUUCGUGGGUUUGCAGUUCAGGAGAUUGGUGCUUGCAGUAGCUGUCUGUGCAUCUGAAAGGGGAAGAUCGCCUAAACGGUUUUUAACCUCUUGUGGGCAAAACGGUCCGUUACAGUGUGUUUUACAGUUCUCCUGUAAACGAUUGGUUGUACUGUGUCCCACCCUGUGGGAUGUCCCCUUGCAUGGGGACUUGCAUAAAAGCCAGUGUGUGGCCAUUACAGAGAGUUCCUGCUUAGCCCUCAAAGUGAAGUGUCGUCUCAUUAUUGGGGGAGGAUUUAUUGUAUGCUGUUCCAGUUUGACUGCUAGUAGUGUAAACCUAUUUGCAUGGUUUUUCCUAUUCGGCUGUAUACAACAUUCAAAUGCUUAGAAGUACUCAUAUGCUUCUCCGGUUCGGUGAUUGUGGUGUCUGCCAGAGUGCUUGGAGUCCUCAGGAAACGCUAGGAGCAUCCUUUAACGGAGGUACCCAGUCGGGGUGCCAGGUGAUCCGUUACAUUAAUAUUAUACAUUUUAAGUGCCAGGGUAUUCCACAACAGUGGACAAUUGGUAUACAAAGUAUGCACGUUAUUGUUUGUAAACCAUAAGAUAAUUUAAAUGUAAACAUACAAGCAGGUUUAUUAACUGAUAUGUGAAUUGUCAGAAAUUCAAUGUAGAAAAAUCUUCCAAGUACCCAUGCUUUCAAUUUCUUUAUGACAAUAAAGAAGAUUGUACUCGGGCACCUCUCCCAGUGGACUACUGUGGAUGCAGUGCCAAACGAACCCUGCUUCUGGCCCUUUUUCCUGCAAUAUUAAGUAAUAAUAACGACACAGCGACUCCAUUACCAUUUAAGUGGCCAUUCUUUAAUCCAUCACAGAAGUGGACAUGGGAUAAUUCUGACCUACGCAGUCUUCCUUAAUGUUUUCUAUUUUGGCUACGUUGGCCUAAAACUUGAGAUUCUUGGAAAUCUCUACUUUAGUGAAUAAUCUUGUUAGAUGUUCAUGAGGCCUGAGCAGGUAUCAACCUUUAUUUGUAUGUGAUUAUGGGUUACCUAAGUCAAAAGUGCAAUCCAGACGUGGGACUCAUUGCAUUGUGUGUCGAGAGGUUACAUCUCCCUAACUGAUUUCAAAAAGGAUAAACUGUCACAUGCUGCCAUUCAGUUCUGGGGUUUCCUUAUACGUGGGAUCAGACUGCAAAUGUAAAUUGUAUAGGUUACCGUUUGUGUUGGUACACAUGAGUUAAAAUGUGUUUGAGACCUGAGAGAGGCAUAACUGAGGGGGAAGCUGCUAUGUUUCUGUUCAAUGUUCUCUCAAAUUCUGUUUUGGAUUUAUACCAGAACUCUCACUUCUUUGGAAGUUGCACUUCCUUUUACUUCCUCAUACUGUCACCCAAUUAAAUGCUACUGAAGCAUUUAAAGCAUGAGUAGUGUAGCUAAGUAAAAAAUGCAAUUUGGGUGUAGGGUAGCAUCAUCUACCUAUGAUGCUUCAGGUGGGCUUUUUCCCACUCUACAGAGCAAUACAAUGAGUGCAUGGCAAAUUCUCUAAAGUAAUUGGCUUUGAAGGAGGAGUAUAAUCAAAUCAGUCUUAGAUAAGUCUUGUAGAUAAGAGCUAAGGGGUUCAACAAAGCAUAAAUGUAGGUUGUUGUUGGUAGAGCAAAGGGGCAGGGAUGGGACGUGCAUGUCCAUUAGCAUGAAUAUGUACAUUGAGGUUCAAUUUUAGAAUGUAGUAAACCUUAUAGUAUGCAGUUUACAAAGUGCAGUUUGAUCCUUAAGCGUGUAGGAAUUUGAAUACAAUGAUUGACAAUUUGUUGAUGUGUGAGAAGCCUUGCAGCUGCUUUCAUUAUGCAUUGUAAUCUAGGACAAUAUAGGCCUACUUAAAACAGAGGAAGAGUGGAUUGCAGUGUUGUAGGCAAGAGACAGUGAGGGGAUUGAAAGAAAGGUUGAAGUAAAAAAGAUCUCCAUGGCAGAGAGUUGCAGGAGUAGGGUCGAUGGUAGCACUCUUGACCUAAAUGGAAAUUAAUGAAGGGUUUGCAUUUUAGGGAGGUAACAGAAGAAUUUCUGUUUUUGUUAUUAUUAUAAUUUAUAUUAAAGAGACACUUUAAGCACCAUAACCAUUACAGCUUAAUGUAGUGGUGUGACAACCAAUGGGACUGUGUUUGGUUCUGGAACGCAGAUGCAGUAAAAUAGCUCUCCCUUACAAACAUGACCUACAGGUAAACCUGAGGAUGAGAACAGGAUUCUGUCAGCUCAGUGAUGGCCCGGGGCUCUUGCAUUUUUACUAGCAUUAUUAUUUAGUUGGCUUUGGCCUGCCUAUAUGAAGGCAAGGUAUCCGAACAGGGGUGAGGCAGAAAGCAGAGUUAGAUGGUCCAUAGGUCAGGGCAGGCAACAAGAUCAGGAAGUGAGCCAAAGUAAAGAAACUAUGGGAUACACUGGAACAAUAAUGCUAGGAGGUUUGAGACAGGCUACAAAACAACCAAGUACUUACUGGUGGAUAUGCUUUGCAUUUAAAGAACUGCUAGAUCACAUGGCUGGAUCUCUCUUGAAGACCACAGACCAACCAGGUGUGUACUGGCUGUGAAUGUGACAAGUGGCUCUGGUGCAUAGAGACAUUUAAUGUCUUCAUGUUGAGGUGCAUGGAAUCAAUGCAUCUCUGGAGGAAAUGCUGAUUGUCAGUAUAGUAAUUGCUGCAUGUGCGCUCUAGCCCCCAGUACUUCACAAUGGGUUUGGCUGAGAUCAUCAGCAAGGGAAGACGACUUUAUCAUAAAAUCCAUAAUAUAAUAUGCGUUCAUCUCUCUUUAAUAUUCUUAGCAGCUACAAAAAGAUUUAUAUAUGCAAGUCACAAAAGAAAAACAAAACUUGAAAAUUGCAUCACAUUAACGCCCGAUUAGAAUGUUCCAUAAGGCCUAAUAGCAAUGUCUUUGUAACCAGCACCUCUUUCUUUGCGUCUUUUAAAUAAGCUGCUUUGCAAUUCUUGUUUUGUAUUUGUUUUCCACCGUUAUUUGCAAUUUCCUUUGCACAUUGUGUCCUCCCAUUCUCUUAUACCUGUUAAUAUUUCAAAUGUACAAAGAAGGACACUUUAAUUUUAGGGUGUGAGUGAAGGUGUGCCUAAAGGCGUAGGUGUUUUGAGAAAAUGUAGGUGACUUGCUAAUAACGUUUUAUACAACUAAAGUGUAAUUUAGAACUAGAUUAAUGAAUCUCAUUUACACAGACUGAUUUCUAAAUAGAUUUAUAGUAGUAACCCUCUCCUAAUUGGUCUUCCCAAAAGCCGUAUUGCCCCGUUACAGUCUGUAAUUAAUGCUGCCAGAUUGAUUUUCCUCUCCAGUCAGUCCUUUCACACCUGAUCCCUCUGUUAGCCCGUACAUUGGCUUCCUGGAUCCUAUUCGAGUCCAAUUAAAGUACUAACCCAUACCUAUCAAGCAUUAAACAUUUCUAGCCCCUCUUAUAUCUCUUCACAGAUACAUAGGUAUACCUCUUCUCGGUCUCUCCGCUCUGCCCAUGACCUUCUCCUGUCCACUGUUUGCACCCCUAUGGCCAACUCACGAGCUCCCUUCCUAUGGAAUAGCCUGUCUAUCGCCAUCAGACUCUCCCCUAGUCUUCAAUCGUUUAAAAAGUGCCUUAAAACCCAUCUCUUUAGGAAAGCUUAUGGCCUCCCAGAGUAACCUCUACCUCACAUACCUGUCUCUUGCUGUCUCCUCCAGCUCUGCUUCACCCAUGUUAUUUGAUUACUAUCUCCUGUCCUAUUGUGUUUUAUUCCCCGCCUCUUAUAGACUGUAAGCUUGUUUGAGUACGGUCCUCUUCAACCUAUUCCUGUAAGGUUUCUUCUAAUUGUCCUUUUUAUAGUUAAAUCCCCCCUCUUAUAUUGUAAAGCACUACGGAAUCUGUUGGUGCUUUAUAAAUGGCAAUAAUAAUAAUAAUAAUAUUAAUAGUUUAAAGACAUAUUACUGUGAGUAUUAUUGCUGAGUAGCUCUGUUAUACAUUCAGACACACUUACAAUAUAGAGGAUUUAGAAAAAAAAAGGAUAUUAUGAUAGAAAAAAGGGACAGAAGGAUUUGGGCCCAAAAUAUGGACCUUUGCAUCUAAAUAGGGACACUUGAGAGGUAGGUUCUCUAGCUUUCCUCUCCUGUGAUUACAUCAUGGCAGCCAUCACAGGUCUAACAGGUAACACUAUUGCCUAUUUUCAGUUGCCAUUUUGAUUUUGGGAAGAUUGCGUCCCAGCAAUUGUGGAUGUCUUGGCAUCCAGGAAAGUAAGAGAUAGUGCUGAUUGAUUCUCCUGUUGCUGAGAAGAAUCCCGAGUCAAUCCCAGAAAGUUUUACUUUAGAUCUUCUAUGGACCGAAAUACCCACACAUAUAUAUAUAUAUUGUUGGGAUGCUCAAUGGAAGCAAAGUGACCCUCUAUUACUGUAUCCCCAAGGUGAACUUAUCUUUUACCUCAAUGAUAUCAAGUUCCCAAGGUCGGUAGAGUGGCUUCUGAUGGAUAACAUUGCUAAAUACAGUAUGCUUAGAGUGUGCAAGCUAUUGAAAAGUCCACUAAAAAGAUAAGUCUAAUAGCACUUAAAAAAUUUUAAAGUUGGAAAAAUGUGUUAAAAUCAGCUGCUGCUUACAAAAAUAGGAUACCCACCACCCACUUAUACUGGUAAAAAUGCCAACAGUUUUGUCAAAUACAAACUAGCAAAGUAUGCUGUGCUAAAAUAAUUAAUUAAAAAAUUAUCACAUACAGUGUUGUAACAAUAAAUAGAUUUUCACGGUACAAAGCAUGUAUAAAAAUAAAUAUACCUACAAAUUGACGAAUGCAACAAUAUAUCAGUUCAUGAAGUCCACCAUAAGCACAUGCUACACCAGCUUUUACAGAUGAUCCACACUGUUGCCUUUGAGAUACAGAAUUUUGCCCAGUUUCUUGGAAUAAGUAUCAAAGUUAAAAAAAAUAUAUAUAUAUAUUUUUGUAGGACUUCAUAAAAUUACUCCCCCUAUAAUACAGGUUGUGCUUAAUUGAAAAAAAUAGAAUUUUUGUUUCAUUCACUGUGGGCAUCAAAAAGUGGACAAUCUCCACAUGUGAAGCUACUGAAAUGCAACCAUUAUUAAUAAUUAAACAUGUGCUUACAAUUAUGAUGUUCAAAUGAGCCAAAUAAAAGCCGCUACUGCCGUCUAUGUCCUUUAACAUUGACAACGGGGAACCCUGAAACGUUUGUUUUUUUUCUGGUCCUUCAAAUGAACUGUAUGUAGCACAUUUGGCAUAUAGUUGUGCUGCAAUGAUUUCUUUAUUGUCUGUACUUAUGUUUGACCCUGUUUUGAGCAGUAGGGUACAGGGUUAGCAGCACAGAGUUAACAGGCUGCUCAAUUUCGAAUUUUGGGUACAGCAAUAACUCUUCCUCUAUCUCUAUGUUGUUCAAGAUUGAGUUGAAUCUGGCCGUUACGGCCAUCAAUGAGCCUGGGGCACAAAAAGGGGUGAUAGAUAAGAUAAUAUAGGAUGUUCUCUGAUAAGAUUUUAGAAGGACUGACAGUGGAUGGGACAGUCUGUUUGACCACGUUUCAGGAGGAUUGCUUUUGACUGGAUGCUUCCUGUCCCACAAUUCUUAAACUUGAGAGAAAACAAAACCUUCAAACCCCUUCUUUAUCCAAAUAGGCCAACCAUGUAAAGGAUAACGAUCCUGAGGAUGCUCUGUUAGAAGAUGACAUUGGGUACAUUUGUUCUACAUUCCCAUUCUUUCUGGGAAAAAAAAGCCCUACACUGGAUGGGUCAAAGUCAUUCAAAAAUUUUAAUUUAGAUCCCUGCUGAUGCUUACUCUGAAUGUGGCAGCUAAUAUUGUUUUAUAUACUGUACUUUAUUUGAAAUAAAAUGUGGUUUUGUUGUAAUCCUUAAUAGACACAUGCUGGAAGUUGUGGUCACUUUGCAUUUUUACUAUCAUUAUUAUUUAGUUGGCUUUGGCCCGUCUAUGUGAAGAUGGAUAUGAAGACCGGUCUUCAGAAUCUGACUUGCCGAUGUCUAUUUUAGAAAAUAACCAAGAGUCUCCACAUGAAAGGUAAAUCAAAAAAAAUAAUCUCUGUAUAUAACUUAUGGUAUUAAGGCUGUUUGCAAGUUCUUUUUGUUUUGUUUUUUUAAUUUAUUUUUAUUUAUUUAUUCAUUUUUAUUCGCAACAAGUUUUGUGCAACUACAAAUAAUGGGAAAAGUAUAUCAAAGUAUUAAGGAACAUUUGUUCCUACUUACUGUAAUUUUCUUUUCCUGGUCAUAGGCCAUGGCAGGACAACAAUGGGUAGCUACUCCCUUUUCUUAAUUAGAUAGGAACCUAAUUAAAAUAAAGGUAUAAGCAACCCCUCCUACCCCUCCCACCAUCAGUCUUGUUUCUAGCAAUUUUCAAGGGCGGGAUCUUUGUGCUGCCAUGGUCUAUGACCAGAAAAAUAAAAUUACGGUAAGUACGAAUACAUUUUCCUUUUUCCUGACCAUAUCCACAGCAGCCCAAUAAUGGGUAAUACCCAAGCAAUAGCUAAGCGAGGGAAAGAAAUACACAAGAUUUCCAAAAUAUGAAUGCAAAUUGGUUACACACACCUGAUAAGGACAUUGGAAAUUAAAAACUGAUAAUCCACUAUUGCCACAUUAUCAAAUUGACCAACUUAAAUGUACCCACAAAUUUUCUUAAAAAUGUAUUGAGUGAGGUCCUAAGCAGUCAUUUUACCUAUUAGUUCCAUUGAAACCUGGCCACUGAUCCUCAAGAUGAGAAAAGGCUCUGGUGGAGAGCUAACAGAUCUUCAGGUACUGUAACCCCUGGGCCUUAGUUGCCUGAAAAUAGUCAAGACUAUCCAUCUUCUGAUGGCUUAUAUAGAAGCUUGAAGACCUUUCCUGGUCUAUUGGGAAAGAUAAACAGACUUUCAGAAAAAAACAAGAUAGUAUUUCUAUAAAAAUAGAUCCAAAGACAUCUAUCCUUGUCAAUAGGAGAACUUUUCAUUAAAUAGCCUUCAUUCCAAUCAAUAGUCUUUUGGAGCUGAAGGAUUAAUUUCUAUGCAAAAUAGUGCUUGAUAUUCUGAUAUCCUUCUGCCCGAUGCUAAUGUCACCGAUAGAGCUAACUUAAUAUUAAGCAAUUGUGCAGAGAGUCUCAUGGUUAAAAGGGGGAAGAUUUCAGAGUCCUAAAAAAAAAAAAAAAAAAAAAACAGGCAAGAAUACCACGGGACUCUAUGGUUAACUGAGGGAUUAUAAAAAUAAACAAUGACAGAUAUUUAGAUACCUCCAUAUCAAAGCACCUUUACGAAAAGAGAGAUCAGAGAGUGCUGAGACAUUUACCUCUGAGGUGAUGUGGCUAAAUCCUAGAUGAGGUCUGGAUUGAAGAACUUAGAACCUCCUUGGUAGAAGGAAUUUAAAUGAUCACCUAAUUAGAAAUAGACCAGGAGAAAAGACAAACCAAAUCUGUAAAGGUAGCCGAGGAUAUAACUUUUUCCUGGCCUUCAGAGGGGUAUUAAUUACUGCUGCUGAAAAACUUUUCUUUUAAAUAUCCAAGCCUUCAGAAUGAGAAGAGAAGCACUGGAGGAGGGAAGAACUCUUUUGGGAGAUGCCAUGGAAGUACUGAAGAAGACAAGCAGAAGUGAAAACCAUGGAUUGUGUAUCAAUAUGGAACUGUCAGAAAUGAUAUUGACUCUUGCAACCUAUGCAGAAGAGAGGUGUUGGAUGUUAAGGAUUUCCCUUACACGAACAUAUUUGAUUUUGGAUAGAAGUUAGUUAACCCCCGUGCUUGGUAUUCAUAGUUAUUACUGUCCAAGGGAUUGCUAUAGAAAAGUUAAUCUCCUCCAUUUUGCCCAUCUUAUUAGACGUAUGUUGGAGGACCUGGAACAAAACUCUCUCUGCUGUGGUAAUAUGACAGUCAACAUCCUUUGCUUACUUGAUAAGUCUUACUGCACUUUCUGAAGAGAACUGUACCGUACCUUGGACUGUUUCGAACCGUGUUCCCAGCUAUAUCCUGAACUGGGAUGGAGCAAGGUGAUUUCAGCAGACAUCUUUUCACUAUGAAGGUGUAAAAAUUAAAGUGUCCUUCCACUGCAAUCUGAGAAACCUCUGGUGAUGUGGUGCAAUGGGUAUAUGGAAAUAAGCAUCCUGCAGUCUACAUACACCAUCCAAUGUACGAGGAAUGCAGCCUUUAUGAUGAAAAAUUUUCAAGUAUCGUGUAAACUUACAUAGAUCUAGAAUGUAUCUCCACUAACCUGUUAGAAACAUAAUCUUUGUGUUCUAGCUGCAUUUGAAAUUGCUAACAUAACCUUUACUUAGGUCUUUAAGUAGACAAGCUUUCCUGCCCUCUGCAGUUCUCUUGAUCCAUUCUUCCGCUGACCAGGUACUGAGCAAAAGAGUCUGACUAGUACACACAGAGAAUCACAUUUCUGGCUAGAGUAUAACACAACCUACAGAGCUGAAGAGUAUUUCCAGCCUAAUUACUUGCAAAUUGUCAACAGUAGAAAAAAAGGAAGAUUAUCUCCAAUAUGGUCCUAGAUCCUACGGGAUUGAGGUAAGAUCUUACAGCAGGAUGAAAGCCUGUGCCAGCUGCCACACAGGCUUUUAGAGAUGAUCAAUGCAUGAAUGUAUUCAUCUCCAAGAAUUCUUUAGAGUAUUCAUUCUAGGAAUGAGGCGGAGAAUAGCCUCAAAUGUAUUUACAAAUCACAGAGGCCUAGAAAAAGUGAAUAAAGUGGCAAAUGGCUGUGAAUGCAUAUUAAAAGGCACAUAGAAUAAGUGAACCCAGCAGCUGUAUUAAAAAGGCACUGGAAAUAAUAAUAAAGUGUUUAACCAGGAAAGAUACAUUCAGAUAUUCUCUUUUUUCCAAGUACAUCCUGGAGAUGUUACUUUUAUCCCCUUUAACGGUACUCCUCUACCUUAAAGCACUACGGAUAAAGGCCUAAGAAUAAAUGAAUCCUGUGGCUAUAUUAAAAGCCAUAUAGGCCUAGGAAUAAGUGAUUCCAGGGGCUAUAUUAAAAGCAGUAAAGGCCUAGGAAUAAGUGAAUCCAGUGGCUAUAUUAAAAGCCACAUAGGCCUAGGAAUAAGUAUAUUCAGCAGCUAUAAUAAAAGCAGUAGAGGCUUAGGAAUAAGUGAAUCCAGCAGCUAUAUUAAAAGUCAUAAAGCGAUUAUAUUAAAAGCCAUAGAGGCCUAAGAAUAAGUGGAACCUGUGGCUAAUACGUUUGAUUAAAGUUAGCAGGAAACUCUUUAGAUGAAACCGGUGAAGGAUACAAGCAGUUAUGUUCAUAUAUGUGCUCUGUAUAUGCAUGUCCAGCCUGCUACCCCUUGGGUCACUGCAGGAAAUAAUAUGAUAGCAUAAUCUUGCUUCUCCUAGGGUCAUGGCAAGUAAAUGCAUGGGAAAGUACAAGAUAGCAGAGUUUUAGUUAACCCUUUUAGUGAUGGAAUGUUAGUUAGUCUCACAUUAAAGGACCACUAUAGGCACCCAGACCACUUCAGUUUAAUGAAGUGGUCUGGGUGCCAUGUCCAGCUAGGUUUAACCCUUUUUGCUGUAAACAUAGCCGUUUCAGAGAAACGGCUAUAUUUACCUAUGGGUUAAUCCAGCCUCUUGUGGCUGUCUCAUUGACAGCCACUAGAGGCGCUUCCGCGCUCCUCACUGUGAUUUUCACAGUGAGAAGACGCCAGCGUCCAUAGGAAAGCUUUGAGAAUGCUUUCCUAUGGACUGACUGAAUGCGCGCGGCUCUUGCCGCGCAUGCGCAUUCAGCCAAUGACGGAAGAAGAGGGAGGAGAGUCCCAGCGCCGAGGGAGCCCGGCGCUGGAAAAAAGCUAAUGGAUUAACCCCUUCCUCCCCCCUCAGCGCCACGGGAGUGGGACCCUGAGGGUGGGGGCACCCUCAGGGCACUAUAGUGCCAGGAAAACGAGUAUGUUUUCCUGGCACUAUAGUGGUCUUUUAUUUCUUUCAGCGAUGGAAUAUUAGUCAAUGUCAUAUUAAUCCUUGCAAUCCAUAUGCUCUGUAUGUGCAUAAAAUAGUAGGUAAAUGUGUGCUGAAAUAGGAACUUUAAAUAUUGAACAUAAGAGAUACUGAUGUGUCAGCAGCUACAACAUAGGUAUAGGAUCUCUUCUUCCUAUAGAAGUAUAUGUGAAAGCAAAGCACACGGAAGUGAAAAAUAUCAAUAAAUCACCCCCGGUGUGUUAUUGGAGCGCUUCAUAUAAUACAAACUUACCCCUACGGGUUAACACAGUAUACAUUAUAUAGGCAGUAUAUCCCAAUAUACAAAUCUGAAACAGAAAACUUAUAGUGCAAUAUUGUAAUAACGUAUAUUAUAGCACUAUCUAUGGUGUUACAAAUACACAGUGAUCCCACUCACAUGGGCAAGAGCCUCUCAGGAUAGGCUCAAAUUGCUUAAAUAUGUGUGUACUAAGGGGACACUGGACCUCUGAACGUUAAUGGUCACGUGUGUUGUCAUUAGGCGGGGCUAGAGCAUCAUAUGAUACUCAGCUGAACGCAAUACAUGCUCAGGCAAAGGAAACGCCUGAUUGUAAGAGCUCACAGACGAAACACCUAUGGACAGGAAUGGAGGGACAUUUAAACCAACUAGCACACAGCAGGAUGGACACCGAUUGAGAAAGAUGUCAUUAUACAACGAAACACGUUUCGGGAGGAAGACUUUCUGUUAUUGGUUUUAGAACAUUUUAUUUGCAUGCUAUAUGUUUUUACUUUAUUUGUUCACUAAAUUUAUUUUAUGCAAGAGAACAGUCGACCAUCUUCCAUCCUACUGCAAAAGAAGGGUUGUAGCCCCCUUAAAGGCACACACACCCAUAUACCAGGAGCCAGGUUUUAGACUCCUAAAAAGGUGAGAAGCCACUUUUUCUGCUUGUAUUUGCCACUGUGGGAAUUACUACACCAGAAGCUGUUUUGCUUCCUUUGUUUCCCCACCCUUUCUUCUCUGUAUGUGCAUGUCCAGCCUCCUACCCAUUGAGUAACUGCAGGGAAUUUGGUGAUGGCAUGAUCUUGCUACCCUUAGGGUCACAGCAAGUAAAACCCCCGAUCACCAAAGGGGUAUCUUCAGAGGGUCACCUUUGCACAGGAAGAGAGGCUGAACUCCCUUGAGGCAGAAGGUAAAAACCGUCAGGUAAGCCAAAAAGAAAAAAUCUCUUAUGAUGACCAAGUCUGCCUAAGGAUAGAACAGGAAUAAAAAGACUUCGGGUGUGAGGGGUUGGAGGGUUACUUAAACCUUUUGUGUUAAUAAGGUUGGGAUAGGAAGGAGCUCUCCAUUGUUGUGCUGCCAUGGAUAUGGCCAGGAAAUCUAAUUAUGGAAAACAUUUUGAGCACUUAAUUAAAUCUGUUGCUUACAUGGUACUCUAACUGUCAGUUUUGAAUAUGUGUCAAUGUUUUUGGUGAUGUAACAGAUUUAUUAGUCUUUCCGACAGUUUUUUAGACAGAACAGUCUUCUAUUUCAAGAAUUGUAUUAAUAGUUUUAUAGAAUUAAAGGUAUUCUAUAGUGCCACCCCUCCCUCGAUUCCCCCUGCCCCUCUCCCUCCAGCGCUGCAAGGAUUAAAAAACUCCUCCGAUGACACCCAGUGGGAGGGCUAAGGCGCAUGCGUGAUGAGGCCCUCCCUAUAGGAAAGCCUUGUUUCAGUGCAUUCAUAUACAGAUUUAACUGACGCUGGAUGUUCUCAUGCAUAGCGUGAGGAAGUCCAGUGUCAGUUAGGCUACAAAAAGUUGCCCAGCCACCAAGAAGUGCCUUUAGUUGCUGACUAAUUAACAGCCACUUGAGGCAGUUUUAGUCCUGCAAUGUAAUCAUUGCAGAUUUUCAAAAACUGCAAUGGUUUACAUUGCAGGACUAAGAGAGAAUGGGACACUGCACACAGACCACUUCAAUAAGCCGUAGUGGUCUGGGUGCCUAUAGUGUCCCUUUAAGCACAAUUGGCAAUAUUGGCUUUGAGGUUUAUGGAAAGGGCUUUGGCAGUUCUCAACCAGGUACCAGGGCACCCUUUUGACACAUGCUGUGGGGAAGCACUAUGGGCUUUGGAUAAGACACAUGGCAAAUGAUGGCUUAAUAAAGAUUUAAACUGGAGAUUGUUUUUAUUGUAAAUAUCAUAGUACAAGUAAAUAGUGGUAUUUAACAGGCGAUCAUCAUCUGACAAAGUAACAGAACAAACCUUACAGACACUCUGGGACAUCAGAAUUUUUCUAUGUUCCAGCAUAGUCUCUCCCUCAUUAUAGUUGAUAGUCUAAAGAACUUUUGAUAUUGUUACAUCCAAUGCUCUGGCUGUGAUAUGUGUAUGGAAAGAGACCAGGAAUUUAUUGUAUUAAAGUUUAUAUUUUAAUUAAUUAAUUUACUUGUAGCAAUAGACAUGAUAGAAACUUAUAUAUGAGUUAUAACAUCAUACAACAUGGACUUAAGCAAAUCAUUGCCUCUAAAAGUUGGGUGAACCGAUGCAGUUCUGCACUAGGUGAGCUGCAGCAGGGGAAGUGCCAAGUAAGCCUGGGUUUCUGUCAAACUAGCAAAAAUAUACCUCAAAAAAACAGAUAAGAGUGUAACACAAAAACACAAAUAAAAGUAGUUAGGCUAAAUGUUAGAGGGAGUCAGAGUUUGGGAACAAACAGAUAAAGAACAGAAAAACUAAGUAGCUCUAAAACUGGAAGGAAAAUCACCAGUUCUAUGGUUACAUAUAACAAUAAAUAUCAUUUGUUUUCUGUCAAACUAGGUUUGAUAGAAUUCAAACCAACUGGGGCACAGUGCCCAAAGACUACCUGCACCAUAACAGCCCAAUUAACUGUGAUGGGCUUGCAGAAAUACUCACUCAUGAUAGGGAAUGGAUUGGAAAAAAAAGCUUCACAGUGAUUGACUUUAACAGAAAAUACAUUUUUACUAAUAGGUAAAGUUAAAUUUGUCAGUAGUUUGCUAAUUAUAUUUAAUUGGACAUUUUACACUUCAGUUAAUAUGUGCUAAUGAUUUCUAGACACUGAGUGACAUUUCAAAACUAUUACUUAAAAUGUAUUGAUAUUCACUCCAAAAGGUGUUAAGAAUUAAAGAUACUAUACACCAAUACUGUAUUAACCAUCAGGACAAAUGCCACACUAAUUGUUCAGACGAUGCCCAAAUCACGCCAGGGAACUAUUUUACAAAGUACUAUAAAACAUUACUACAUGUUCCUUACUACCCAAUACCAAGCAGACAGAGAGAACAUCGAGUAAAAACAUUUUAGGAAGCAUUACAUGCAAAAAAAGAUACUGAAUAAGAGUAAACUUGUUUGACAAAUAGAAUUCCAAAUAGAUUAUAUUAUUUUUAUUGUCAUUUAUAACACUGCAAACAUAUUCCGCAGUGCUUUACAGUGCUAUAUUAUAUAAUGGGAAAUUUAGCAAUAAAUCAGACAAUUAAAAAUUGUUACAGGAACAUUGGAUAAAAAUGUGUAUAUAAUUAAAUCUCAUCCUUUAUAAGGUUAAAUUUGUUUUGAAUAGAGGAAUGUUAAAGAAGAAAACUUCAAGUUGGGGGAGCACUGCUAGAUUUGGUUAAACCUAGACUGAUCCCUGAAAACGUUCUUGUGACAUUUGUAAUACUGUAUCUAAGCCACAAGGGCUUGCUAUAUGACUGAUAAACUUGCACAGUACACAUUCCUUCAUGCAAGAGGUUAAUCAUUCUAGCUCUUUAUUUCUGUCUCUUUAUGUAGUAUGAGUCUUUGUGAAAUAUCGUUGUGAACUGUUGGAAGCUUAUGAAUUAAAACAUAAAGUAAAAAAAUAUCUGUUCAGAAUCCUUUCAUGUCAGAGUACCAUGAUUUUAUAAUGCAUUUGCGGUAUAAACGCUGUUGACAUUAAAUUAAUAAUCAGACUCCUACCGGAGCUGCAGUAGCAAAAGGCUGACUUCUGGAAAUUCAUCUGAAUUAUUUAAGAUUGGCCUGUUUAUAAAUGAGCAACUGUAGGUACUAAAUACCAAAUCUUUCUAGUUUUUCAGCGAAAAGUGUACCUGAAACUUGGCACUUUUGUUGCAUGUGAAAGAGUACUCAAAAUUGUUACACUACCUAAAAACAAAGGAUUGCAAAGUAGUCCAAAUUAAAGCAAUGAUGAAAUCACAAUAUUGACCGGUGUUGUCGUAGGAUUCGACUAUAAAAAGGAGCGGGUAGAGGACACUGUCAAAGUAACACCAUUAUCCACUUACUUAAGAAUUCAAAGUGAAUUUCACACAGGCAAACAAAUAGGCAAACUGGAAAAAAAAAACUCAAAAUCAGCAAUGCUUUCAAUUUAGCUACACUGGCCUAAUAUUUGAUUAUACUGGCACUGGUAAGGAACGGACUGCGCUAUUAUAUAUUAUCAUUGAUUCCCUCUAAUAUAAUAAUAUAUCGAUAGCGCAGUCCAUUUCUUAUCUGUUUUUCUAUUUUUAACAUAAUUAGAGGUUUUUACUUAUUUCGGUACUGCUGCCUCACCCCCCUGCCUCUUUUAUUUAUUGUGUUUUAUUAUAUAUAUAGAUAUACAUUUUUUAUAAUUUUUUUUUUUUUUUUAAAUGUAUCAUUGAGUUCCACCUCUGUUUUAUAUUGUAUAGACUGGCACUGCAUUCAGUAUUAUAUUUUUUAUACUUUUAUAUUUUAUUUUCUAAAUUAUUAAUAUAGGGUGGGGGCUGUGUUUCACAUUUAUUGUUUAUAUAUAUAUAUAUAUAUAUUAUUUUUUUAUUUUAUUUUUUUGUUAAAAUUACUUAACAAUGAUGGAGUAUCGGUGUGUAUAGAUCUUUUAUAGGUGAUGUGCGAAUCCAGUCAGCAGGUAAAAUAGUGAGUGAACUCUUUAAGGAGGCAAAGGAGCAUGGAGCUAUCCCCGUAGAAGAAGCCAAUAAAGCUUAUGAAGAUUUUUUUAAAGCAAAAGUAAGUUUUGCUAUUUUUGGUGUUUUUAUCAAAGUUUUAAAGUUGUAUGAAGGCAAAUAACACUGUAACUAAAUAUUGAUGCUCUUUUUAGUGUAAUGGAAAAAUUAACAAGGACAAGGUGAAUAAGAAGUAUGCAGAUAUGUGUAAAUGCAAGUAAAGAUCUAGAUAUGGUCUGCUCAUUUCAAUAAAACAUAUUUAAAGAUCUAUGUAACGGGAACCUGUAAUAAUAUUUUAAUUUGCCUUAAAGGGACACUAUAGUCAGCAAAACAACUGUAGUUUAAUGAAGGAGUUUUGGUGUGUAGAUCAUGCACCUUAAGUUUCAUUGCUCAAUUCUCUGCCAUUCUGGAGUAAAAAAAAUUUUUUCUUCUGUUAAUGCAGCCUUAGCUGCACCUCCUCUGGCUGUGACUCACACAGCCUGCAGGACAGCAAAAUGGUUUCAUUUUCAAUCAGAUGUAACUUACUUUGAAAGUUUUUAUCUCCUGGUCUGUAAAUUGAACUUUAAUUACACCCAAGAGGAUUCUGUAGGGUCUAGCAAGCUAUUAGCAUAGCAGGAGAUACAACAUUCUAAAUUAACAGAAUUUACUAUAAAGGAAGUAUAAACAUUAGAUCUCUUUACAGGAAGUGUUAAGGAAGGCUGUGUAAGUCACAUGCAGGGAGGUGUGACUAGGGCUGUAUAAAGAAAGUGAUUUAACUCAUAAAUGGCAGAAAAUUGAGCAAUGAGAUUGCAUGGGCAUGAUCUGUACACCAAAACUGCUUCAUUAAGUUAAAGUUGUUUUAGUGACUAUAGUGUCCCUUUAAAUUGGCUUCAUGCAUGUUGAAUACAGCAUCUAUCACAGAGAUGCAUGACAUAUUAAUUGUAAAAUAUUGAAAAAAUACUCACCUCACCUCCAUUCAUGGGUGUUAGAUUUCUCUAAGCAGGGCACACCCCCUGUGAAGCAUGCUGUUUUGUUCUCAACGACAACAUGCCAGGGUCUGAACAGUGUGACUCUUCCUAUACUCCAUAGCCAGCAUUGGCUAGGAAAUUCCGUGUUAUGAUAACUCACAAUGCCCUCCCUUUUGUUGGGCAAAAGGACUUAACCCAAGUAAUGAAUUAUCAUCAAUUCAGUCACCUCCUUUCCACAUGGGAUCAUGAGGACUAAAAUGGACAAACUUAAUAUAGAUGACAAAGGAAAACCUCCUAUGUACCAAAAACUUUUUGAGAUAAUACCCUAAAAAUAUUCAAUACAUAUUCAAUAGGCAUGUGCAAUUAAACAAUUAAACCGCACAUAAUGGGUAUAGACCCAUUAUCCUUAUGGCAAAUUUGCAAUAAGUUACAAACAUACAUUGCAUAGAAUACUUGAAGGGCCUUUUUGCCUACAGUGGAAAAACGUGGUUUAAAUUUUACUUCCCAGAAGUAUCAAAAACCACUUAAAAAGAAGUGCUACUCUGUUGAUACACAACAGGUUAUGAAAAUUCUACAGUAGUUAAGUCUUGUUAAUUUGGAUACUUCCUUGCACUAGUGACAUUUAGUGUAAGAGCAAAAAAACUAGCUCUCCAUUUGAUUGAAACAAUACACCAUUGUACAGUUGUAUCUGGACACACAUCUACAAGCUCCGUCUACCAACAUAACUUAAAGGGAUGCUAUAGUCACCGGAACAUCUACAGCUUAAUGUAGUUGUUCUGGUGAGUAUAAUUAGUCCUUGCAGGCAUUUUAAUGCAAACACUGCCUUUUUAGAGAUGAUGCCUAUUGGCCAAGCCAGGGUUUGCCCCUCCUCACCCCCCACCCAUCCUGCCUCCUUUCCCUAUAGGAAAGCAUUGGAUUGGCUGAAAUCAUACAUUUUGAUUAUGUCAGCAAGGAGGGGAAUCGGGGGCAGGGCCAGCACAGGUGGACACAUGCUGCACUGGAAAUAAGGUAAAGUGGGGCAAGCCACCUAAAUGGUGGUUUUAACACUAUAAGGGCCAGGAAUACACAUUUGUGUUCCUGACCCUAUAGUGUUUCUUUAAGCAUGAUUCUCAACUUGAUUUUAGAUAGAAGUAGCAAAUUGUAUUACUGAGACUAAAAUGCCUAUAAACAUCUCCUAACACUGUAUCUGAAAUACAAGAUUGGCUAGCUUGGUAAAUAGACAUAAAAUAAUCUCGGUAAUUAACCUGCCCUGUAUAGCCUCUUUGGCGUGAGAGAAAUUAAGUUGCCAAAGUAGCUCAAUCAUUCAACAAUUUAAGCUACCCAGCAGUUACCUAAAUAUAAUCAGUCUAGUCUGUCAUAUAAGGGAAAUAGACUAAGCACAUGCUUGGUCACCAGCCCUACCAAAAGGCAAUUAAAGACCAGCUAUAUUACUGCAGCAAUAGCAAACACUCUCCUUCCCCAGUCUAAAUGAAAAUAAACUAGUGCUGGUCUAUAAAAGAAAGCAAAAAUCAAACACCUACACCUCCAUAGCGUCACAUUUAAAUGAAUAUCUAUAACGACGAGGUGAGCAUUUUGUCUAUAUAUUGAGUGUUAUGAGAUGUUUAGAGGCAUUUCAGACUAGGCAAAAGAAGUCUCUACUUCUACCUAAAAUCAAGUUGGGAAUGUAUGCUUAAAGGACCACCAUAGUGCCCUGAGGGUGCCCCCACCCUCAUGGCCCCCCUCCCACCAGGCUGAAGUUUGAGGAAGGGGUUAAAAUCUUACCUUUCUCCAGCGCCGGGCUCCCUCGGUGCUGGGGUCUCUCCUCCCUCUUCGGGUGAAUGCGCGGCAAGAGCCGCGCGCACAUUCAGUCAGUCCAUAGGAAAGCAUUCUCAGUGCAUUCCUAUGGACGCUGGCAUCUUCUCACUGUGAAAAUCACAGUCAGAAGCGCAGAAGCGUCUCUUGCUGCUGUCAAUGAGACAGCCACUAGAGGCUGGAUUAACCCAUAUGUAAACAUAGUAGUUUCUCUAAAACUGCUAUGUUUACUGCAGGCAGGGUUAAUCCUAGAUGGACCUGGCACCCAGACCACUUCAUUAAGCUGAAGUGGUCUGGGUGCCUAUAGUGGUCCUUUAAGUUAUGUUGGUAUACUGGGCUUGUGUCCAGUUAAGUUUGUGACACUGGUUGGAUACAAUUGUAGGAUAGUGUAUUGUUACAAUUGUAUGGAGGGAUAGUUUUUCUACUCUUACCACUAGAUGUCACCGGUGCAACUAAGUAACAAGACAAGAACUACUGUAGCAUUUUCUCAGCCUGUUUCGGGAUCAUUAUAGAAACAAUUAUUUUUAAGUGUUUUUUGCUACUUUUGGUGAGUAAAAAUUAAGAGGUCCCUCAAGUUUUCUCUACAUUGUAUGUUUGUUAUGUAUUGCAAAUUCGCAUAUGACAGAUGCACAUUUUUAGAGUAUUAUCUCAAUAAAGAUUUUUUUUUUCUUUACAUAGUAGGUUUUCCUUUGUCAUAUGUUUAUAUUACAUUUUUCUCUUUGUAGUCCUUCUGAUCCAAUGUGAAAAAGAGGGCAGUGAAUUUAGUUUCCACAGCAACCAUAGCGCAUGCAUUGUAGUUGCUAUGUGUGAACUACAGAAGGAUUACCUGUGGUUCUUUUCUGCUCUCUCUGGUCAGUCAAUUCUUUGGCAUAAAGUUUAAGCAGAAGAAUUGACUGACAUGUAGGAGAAAGAGAUAUUUUGCUAGCACAAUGUAUAAAUUAAAUUUGAUUCUCGUUCAAAAAAAGCAUAAGUUGUCAUGGUCACGACAGAUACCUAUUAUAAUCUGUUUAUAGUAAUAGAGUGUGACGAGAGCAAUCUCGCCACAUUGCAUUGGAGGAGCCUGGUUGCCCGCCUGCUCCCUUUAGACUAUGGACCGGACUUUUAAAAUACUUUAUUUUCCCUGCAGAAAGGCUUAUUUAUGCCUUUCUGCCAGGGCGUUCGGUAUAUUUUAUCUACCGAACAAAAUACCGAAGGCGCGACCACCGGGAAGCUGGCGUGUGCUUUCAAUUCACCUCCCUGAAGCUAGUGUGUGCCGUCAAUUGACCAUCCAGUAGCUGCGGUUAACCGCAGCUUAAUUGACUGUUACUGGGUGGCCGCGGUUACACUUAGCGGCCGAUGGUGGCGGUGUUAAGGAGCUUCCCAGACGGCCAGCGGUGCUCAGCCCGGAAUCAGUGCAGUAAAAGCGGACACUUUUAUGUGCAGGCACUGCUGAGCCUCCAGCCUUCCCUGCUUCUAUUCGUGGCUGUCUAGCCGAACGCUGGAUUGAUCUGGACUUUUUCUAUGUGAAUGUUUUAACCCAGAUAGCUAUGCCAUGGAGCCUAUUCGUGUAAUUAAAGACUUUGGCUCCAUGGCAAUUGAACUGUGUGAAUAGGAUCUGAGCACUAUUCGGUAGUUAUGUGCGCUCAGGUCCCAGCUAUCUGGGGAUAUGUGACAUGUAUGGAUUUUAUGUAUUAAAUGUAACACUGUAUGUUUUAAUGUAUUUUACUGUCUUUGUGUCCCCAUGUGUAUAAUGGAGUUUUGCCUCUGUCCUGGGAGAUAAUUGGAUUAUUUCCCAAUUAUCUCCAGGAUAGAGGGAGGGAAAUUAGGAUGCAUUGUGGGGAUGUUUUACUUCUGUGUGUCUGAAUGUGAUACAUGUCUGUCUGUGUUACAGUCUUCCAUCUGGUCCCCCAGUGGGGUGUCCACCAGGUGGGAGACCUGCAUAAAUACUGGGCGGUAGCCCUCAAUAAACCAGACCACUGCUUGACCCUCAACACGGAGCUCUGUCUCAUCUUUGGGGGGAUUUACUCUAUGCUGUUAGAGACUGAUUGCCAGGAAUAUAAGCCGCUUGGGUGCUUUUCCUGUUCGUCUGCUAGCAGCUAUUCGUGAGGUUCCAGUCCGGGAGUUUGAAGUGCUACUUUGUAUGCAGUUCGGGAGUUUGGAGCAUUCCCUUGUAUGCAGUUCGGGAGUUUGGAGCUUUCCCUUGUAUUCAGUUCGAGAGUUUGGUGUUCUGCAGUAGCUGUGCCUGUGUCUCUGGAAGGGAAGAUCUACUAAACGGCGGUUUAACCCUUUUAUGCCUGGGGGUGCCGUUACAUAGAACAAGGGUCAAUAUCUAUGUAAAUUCUGCUCAUUUAUUAUAUAUUAAAGGAACACUAUAGGGUCAGGAACACAAACAUUUAUUCCAGACCCUAUAGUAUCAAAAAUACCAUCUAUCUCUGGUUCCACUUGCCCCUCUAAAUAUAGUAUAAUCUUACGUUUAUUUUAGUCUGCUGCUGCUGGCUCUGCCCCUGAUCUGCCUCCUUGACUGACAUCAUUACAAGUGGUGAUCUCAGCCAAUCACAAUAGGAAAUCAUUGGAUUGGCUCUAGAUUAUCAAGGAAGCAGACAAGGGGCAGAGCCAACACAGUCCUGACCAAUCAGACUCUUGUCAUAGAGAUGCAUUGAAUAAUGCAUCUGUAUGAGGAAAGUUCAGUGCCUCCAUGCAGAGUUUGGAGAUACUGAAUGUUUACUGCAAAAGCCUGAAGGGAAUGAUUGUACUCACCAAAACAAAUACAAUAAGCUGUAGUUGUUCUUCUGACUAUAGUGUCCCUUUAAUGAAGCAAGUAAGAUUUAGAUAAAAUCCAAUUAUAAUAAUGAAAGAGAAGUAAAAUAACACAUUCUGGGACAGCCAUGAUUUCUAUCACUAAUAUGAAUUGUUAAGGUUUGGAGGUUCAAUCCAAGAGUGAGAUUAAGAGUGAGUGUAUACAGAAAAUACUCUUCAGAGUCAAGAUAAAAGAAAGAGUCUGUUCAUACCUUAUAGCUAAUGGAUGUUGUUUAUUUUAACCAGGGGGUUUCGUUUCACUGUUAUUUUAAUGCAGCAUUUUAUUAAAAAUGUAUAUACACAAUGUCUGUCCCUCUUUUAGUUUAAGUGCCUUUUUAAACCUGUUAUAAAAUAUUUAGUAUAUAAAAUAGUGUCUUAGUAUUUCUUUCACUUUUUAUGUAUUUAAUGUUGAGCUCAUUACAAGUGAAAAUCUUUUCAAGGAUAUUUAUGCUAUAAAAUUCAAAAAUGCUCUCAUGAUCGUAUUACUACUUCCUGCAUCAUUUCACAAAAAAAUAAAAAUCCAAAAUGUAAAAAAAACUCUCCAUUAAAGAGCAAUGCCUGCUGCCUUUUUUGUCCAACACGUUUUAUAGCUAAGACUUAUAUAUAUACCAGCCACAAAAUAUCACUCCAAAUUCUGUGAGGGUAAUAGAUGGUAUAUUGCAAGAACAAAUGGAUGUCCUAGAGGGAUGAAAGUAUGUGGAUUAAAAUAUAUCUUUUAAUAAAUCUUUUAAAACAAUGUAUAAAUAUUUCAGUGACUGUAACCAAAUAAAAUGUACUGUGAAGUAUAAUGCCUGUGGGAGAACUUUACUAUAACGUCUAGAGACUGUUACAUGGUAGGCCAAACUUUGCAAAAUAAAAUGGUCGCUGUCUAAAAUGAAAUGAUACUGAACAUAAAAUAGGUUUUAUUAAUCCUCACAAAAUACAUAAACAUUUUAACACAACGAUCAUUGAAGGAUUGUGGAUAGAUUUUGAGCUGUAAUGACAUCUUGCCCUUAAGGACCAAACUUAAAGGACCACUAUAGUGCCAGGAAAACAUACUCGUUUUCCUGGCACUAUAGUGCCCUGAGGGUGCCCCCACCCUCAGGGUCCCCCUCCCGCCCGGCUCUGGAAGGGGGAAAGGGGUAAAAACUUACCUUUUUCCAGCGCUGGGCGGGGAGCUCUCUGUCUCCUCUCCUCCUCCGAUCUGCCCCGUUGGCUGAAUGCGCACGCGCGGCAAGAGCUGCGCGCUCAUUCAGCCGGUCGCAUAGGAAAGCAUUCAUAAUGCUUUCCUAUGGACGCUGGCGUUCACAGUGACAAUCACACAAGCGCCUCUAGCGGCUGUCAGUGAGGCAGCCACUAGAGGAUUUGGAGGAAGGCUUAACCCAUUGAUAAACAUAGCAGUUUCUCUGAAACUGCUAUGUUUAUAAAAAAAUGGGUUAACCCUAGAAGGACCUGGCACCCAGACCACUUCAUUAAGCUGAAGUGGUCUGGGUGCCUAGAGUGGUCCUUUAAAGGACCACUACAAACUCGUUUUCCUGGCACUAUAGUUGCCCUGAGGGUGCCCCCACCCUCAGGGUCAAACUCCCGUGGGGCUGAAGGGGGAGGAAGGGGUUAAUCCCUUACCUCUUUUCCAGCGCCGGGCUUCCUCGGCGCUGGGACUCUCCUCCCUCUUCUGAUGUCGCUGGCUGAAUGCGCAUGCGCGGCAAGAGCCGCGAGCGCAUUCAGCCAGUCUCAUAGGAAGCCAUACUCAAUGCUUUCCUAUGGACGCUGGCGUCUUCUCAUUCUGAAUAUCACAGUGAGAAGCGCCGAAGCACCUCUAGCGGCUGUCAAUGAGACAGCCCCUAGAGGUUGGAUUAAACCGUAGGAAAACAUAGCAGUUUCUCUGAAACUGCUAUGAUUACAACAGAUAGGGUUAAACCUAAAUGGACCUGGCACCCAGACCACUUCAUUGAGCUGAAGUGGUCUGGGUGCCUAUAGUGGUCCUUUAAGGGGUUAAAGGGUUACACCAAGCACGAUGCCACUUUAGUGUUUUGAAGAGGUCAUGAUACUUGGAGUGUGUAUGUGCUGCAUUUCACUUUUGAAAAUGGUAUGCCAUCAUGGGGGUAAUUUUCAUUCCUGGGCUACCAUUUGGUCUCAAAGGCAACAUAACCAGUCUGGCAAAUUUCAAUGUGUAUAAACUGAAAAAUCUAAUGUGCUAUAUUUGACCCUGUAACUUUCCAAAACACCUGUACAAUGGAGGGUACUGUUUUACCCGUGAGACAUUGCUGAGUACAAAUAUGUCUACUUUAUUGCCGUAAAAGCUAACAGUUUAGUGACAUUUAUAGUUUAAAUGCAAUGCAUUUCUUAAAUUCUUUUUUUUUAAAUAUAUUUUAUGCAUAUUAAAUUAUGUUCAAUAUACAAAUAUUUGAUGUGACAUGAAAGCCAUGUUUCUCCUGAACAAAAUGAUAUAUAAGUGUGGGUGCACAUAAUAUGAAAGAGGUGAAUUACGCCUGAACAGACAUAUAGCGCAAAUUCAAGGUUUUGUUUACGUUUUGUUUUGAUCACAACUUGUACAAUUGGUUCAGUCCUUAAGGGGUUAGUAUAAUAAUCGUCCUGUAAUUUGGAGCCCUGCUGUGUUUAGCAUUUCAACUAAACAAUAUUAUGCAGUUGAGCAUUUUGUUGGUCUGAUGCAAAUGUAUUAUUGUAUGUUAAAAUCUUAAAUGAUUUUGCAUUUUGCAAAGUCAUAUCAUUCCAAGCUCCUUACAAAGUCACAUACACAAUAUAACUUUGAUGCUACUUUCUGUGCACAUGAUGAAGAUCAAAUAUCACAAUUUAUUUUGUGUAAAAAAACAUAUAUUAUGACACUCUGCACAUGACCUUCAGAUUGAUUUUUUUUUUUUUUUUGUAGUUAUUUACUGGUGGAGCAUACAAAUUGGGUGAUUCUGCAGUGAAGCAAUCUGAAUAUAUACGGGAUGAUGAACUCUUUGAAAGGCGGCAAGAUGUAAGGAAUUUCCCCUUUUUAAGUCAUUAGCCAAAUGUUUUUUUUAUCAAACAUGCUUAGCCUGUUUUACCUCCAUUGACUGUGUUUAUUGCUAUCUCUGUUUCAGUUCCCAUUAGUAAUUGCUUAAUGUAAAUGAUCUAAAAAUGUAAAAAAAAAAUAGCUAUAUGGAAGAGAGUGGGAGAAUAUUUGGAUACCCAUUUCUCCUGGUCUGUGUCCGAUUUACACACACAGUUAAUAUAUGCACUUAAGUCUGCCAUCAGAAAUGUUGGAGUCCCUCAAGGCAUGGGACCCACCAAAGGCCCCACCCCGAUUUCGCCUACAGGGCUGCCCCCCCACCCUUCCACCACCAUCUUACAUGCACUCUGAGCUGUGAUAGGAGAACUGUAUGUGUUUUUAAGGGAUAUAAUGUAUCUGUGUGUGUAGGGAAUGUAAUGUAGGUGUAUAGGUAAUGCAGUAUGUAUAGGGGAUGUAGUUUGUAUACUGGAGACAGUGUGUGGAUUUAUAGGGAAUGCAGUGUGAGUGUGUGUAAGAGUUUCAGUUUAUAUAGUGGAUGAAGAGUUCUUAUUUGUGAGGGAUGCAUGUGUGUGUAUAGUUAAUGUAGUAUGUAGAUUGUGAGCUUGUUUGGGCUGGGCCCUCUUCACCUACUGUUUCUGUAUGUUAUACAUGUUUUGUUAGAACUGAAUGUCUGUUUUGUUUCCUGUUGUACAGUGCUGUGGAAUAUGUGGUCGCUAUGUAAAUAAUAGUGUGUCUGUAAGGGGUGCAGUGUGUAUGUAUAGUGGAUGCAGUUUGUGUGCAUGUAAGGGAUAUAGUGCUUGUAAAGCGAUGCAGUGUUUGUGUAGAUACAGUGUAUAACGGAUGCAGUGUGUGUGUGUGUUUGUGUGUGUGUGAUACAGACUGAGUGUGUGUGUCUGGAAUGCAGACUGAGUCCAUAUCGAGGUGUGUAAAGGAUGCAGAAUAAGUGCAUAUGGAGGAUGCAGUGUGUGUAUGUCUGUCUCUGUGGGGUGGGAUAUGGGCUUUCAUCUGUGUGCAUUGUCAGGAGCAGAUUUUUGUUUUUGUGUCUAUAUUUUAUGAUGUUCCCUUAUCCCUGCAUCUUACCUAUGCCGGGGAGUGGGGACAUGCAUUAAAAAAACAGGAUGAGCAGUUAAAACAUGUAUAUUAAUAUUACAUAGUUACAUAGCUGAAAAGAGACUUGCGUCCAUCAAGUUCAGCCUUCCUCACGUUUUUGCUGUUGAUCCAAAAGAAGGCAAAAAACCUAGUCUGUAGUAUUCCAAUUUUGCAACAAACUAGGAAAAAAUUCCCUCUUGACCCCAAAAUAGCAGUCAGAUGAUCCUUGGAUCAAGCAGCUAUUACCCCACUAAUUAGAAAUUAUAUCCCUGUAUGCUAUGUUUUUUAGUAUUUAUCCAAUUGCAGUUUAAACAUCUGUAUGGACUUUAAUAAAACCACCUCUUCAGGCAGAGAAUUCCAUAUCCUUAAUACUCUUACUGUAAGAAAACUUUUUUUUUUUUGCCUUAGAUGAAAUCUCCUUUCUUCCAACCUAAAUGUGUGACCUCGUGUCCUAUGUAUAGCCCUGUUUAUGAAUAGAUUUCCAGAUAAUGGUUUGUACUGGCCCCGAAUAUAUUUGUAUAAUGUUUUACUUUCCCCUCUGAGGCGCCGUUUUUCCAAACUAAAGAGAUUUACAUUUUUUUAACCUUUCUUCGUAACUAAAAUGCUCCAUUUCUCUUAUCAAUUUUGUAGCUCGUCUCUGCACUUUUUCUAGUGCCAUGAUGUCCUUCUUUAGAACAGGUGCCCAAAAUUGCACAGCAUAUUCAAGGUGUGGUCUUACCAGCGAUUUAUAAAGAAGCAAAAUUAUAUUUUCAUCCCGAGAAUUUUUUUUCUUUAGUAUGGCUUCAUGGGCAGAAUCGCAAACCACAAUGACCAUGCUCAGCCAUUGCACGUUUCAGUAGGUUCGUGAUUUGGUUACAUCUUGAACUUGGAAUUCAGGAAUCCCACCGAUCACCAAAUAGGGCCAAAUUCAAAUGAGUUGGUGUUUCGGACUGAAACAAAUCUAAAAGUCCACUAUUGAAUUUAUUAAACUAUUGAAUUGGCCAGUAAAAGUGUUAGCAGCGUUAGACACAGUUUAUGUCAUUCCAAUAAAUGUUAAAUGAGGACAUAUUUCAUUAUAACAAGGUUUUAGAAUAAAUACUUCUGUAUGUCUAUGGGUUUGCAUUAAUUUGUAUUUUGUAAUUGUUUUACAUGUAUUUGCAUCAUAUGGAAUAAUGGUAAAGGCUUUAAUUCAGGGAAUAAGUUUUACAGUUUAGUUACUUUAUCAUGUGUUUAGCCUUGUGCGGUUUUGUAAGUUAUAUAUUCUCUGUAAUUCUUAUCACUCAUUGUGCGUCACUGAUAUCUCUUUCAAGGCUAAUUGACUAUUUCAAGGCCGUGGCUCUGUCACCUUGCCACUGAGUCGGUAAUCCCUAUACUGUAUCACUGCCAAUGUUAUGAAGUGUUCAUGAACUUUGUCAUGGUUUGAGAGAAGCUGACAUUGAAAGUCCACAUGUUUAACAAAGCAAACAAGAUAUAUUUUGUGAGUUUAGGCUUUUGGCUUUUGUUUGUAUUGGUAAAGGUAUAUCACAUGUUCAUAACAUACUAUUAAUGGUCAAAUUGGAGAGCAAUUCCAGUGGGUUAUACUGAUAUGGUUUCAUAUAUGGUUUUAUAUUAAUAUAAACAUUUUGUUUCACAACAGGUUCAGAUUUUACUCAAGCUCUGGAGCAAUGGAUUCAGUUUAGAUGAUGGGGAACUGAGAUCUUAUACAGACCCAAUAAAUGCUCAGUUUUUGGAAUCGGUAAAAAGAGGGUAAAGCGACUGUUUUGAGUAAACCGUCAUUAUGUGUUGAAUGGCCUAUAGCACAAAAAAAUACUGAUUUGUUUGUUCACAAUGCAAUCUAAAUCUAGUUUUGCCUCUUUUAUCAUUUCAGUUCAUUUAAAAUGUGUGCCAGAAUACACAUACAUGAACACUUUUUUUUUUGUGAUCUCUUUACAAUGCAUGCAGAAAAAUGGGACAGAAUUUAACAUAUCUGGAAAUAAACACAAAGCAUUACUUACAGACAACUACUGUCACCGCUCAAGUCAGGGAUAACAACAUAUCCAUUUCUUUACAACCUGUGCCAAUUGCCAGUAACACCAAUUUUCUAAAGGGACACUGUAGGCACCAGGUCACUUCAUUCAAGUGGCCUGGGUGCAAUGUCCCUUAACCCUACAGUGGUAAUUAUUGUAGUUUCUGAGAAAUUGCAGUAAUAACCUCUGAGGGUUAACUCCGCCUCUAGUGGCUGUCUACAAGACAGUCACUAAAGUGACUUGCUGAAUUGAAACGGAUCUUUGAUCCGGUAUCUGACUCUGGAUGUCCUCACAAACUGCAUGAGGACUUCCUGCGUCAGAUAUUUCCCCAUGGGAAAGCAUUGAUUAAUAGUCAUGUUUUUUUUACUUUGAUAUUUGGUUACCAUAUAUUAGUUUAAAAAUUGUUAUACAGACUGUCUAUGGGGUAACCUGUGUUGGUGAGUCCAGUGAGAUAUAUGUUUACACAAAAAGUACAAAGGGCUGAAUGUGUGGGUUUUUUUUAGGUUUUGUUUUUUGUUUUUGGGAAAUUCCUAUUUUUUUCUUAUUUAUUUAGAGAAAUUCCUGGGGAGCUAAAGAGAAUGGUUCAUGGAUGUCAGAUCAACUUAGACAUGGAAGAUCAUCAGGACCAAGAAUACAUUAAACCGAAGUUGAGAUUUAAGGCAUUUAGUGGUGAAGGCCAAAAGCUUGGAAGGUAUAACAUUUAAUUAUCAAAUUUUCAUUAUUGUUAUUAGCUACACUUUGUAAACCUACACUCUGUGGUGCUAUUUUUUUUUAACUUAUAAAUGUAUGUUAAUGCCAAAUAUUAAAUCACCAAUUGCUAGAAUUACAGAAAAAGCAUCAGCAUAUUUAACAAAGUAAUACACAAAAAGAACUCACAGUGUACAACACUUACACCAUUGUCUGUGUGUGCUGUAGUUUGCAAUGAAUAGUCAAGGGAAAACUAUAUGACCAAUUCCAGUGUGUACAGUGUUAACAUUUUUGUUGUUAUUAUUUUAUUGACAUUGCAUAGCCUGGCUUAGCCUGUGAAUUUUAUCUUAUUAAUUUUGCCUCAUAGAAACAUAUGGGAAAUACAAUAAAUGUAUCAGUCCCAUGUCUGGUGAAAAGGGUUUAUCGUAUGGUAAACCCUAUUGAAUACAUGUAAUUUUACAGGCGAAGAGACCAAAUUGCGGUAAGGUCUCUUUUCAAAAUCUCCACCACUAAGGUACAAUAACUCCAAUAAUUCCUUGGGACAAAACUGAGCAAUUUGAGCCCGGGUGGGGAUUUGAAGUUUCUAUAUAGGAAAAAUAAAUUGUUGUGAAAAUAGCAUUCAAAUAAAAGCCAAUUGUAAUGUAUUAAACAAACAUACAAUAAAUAGUUCUAUUCAAUGGAAUAAUAUUUUAAUUUUUUUUUAAUUUAGCUUAGAUAUAAAAAAAGAUACACAGUAUAAAACCUUUACAACAACCUAUUAAUAUUCUUGCAAAUGCACUUACAAACACAAGUGCUUCAGACCUUAGCAAUAUAAUAGCUUAUAAAUUGCUGGAAAAAGAUCCACAAUAUCCAUUCUAGCGUUAAACAUGGGUCCGUAUCCACAGCCUGCUGGAUCACUGCUGGAAUGAUCGUUUCACUUGCGUUUUUAGUAAUACUUUCUUGUUAAAUAUCAUAGUUGAUCUUUGACAAUUGGUAAAAUGUUUUGUUUUGUUUUAAAAAACUUAUAAAUCCAGCCUGACUCCUGAAAUAAUUAGUACACCUUCGUCUCCGGAAGAAGAAAACAAGACAUUUCUAAAUAUAGAUGUUGAACUUGAUGAGCAUGUGCCUACAACAAAAAUUCAGAUUAGAUUAGCCGAUGGAAGCCGCUUGAUACAAAGAUUCAACCUCAGCCAUAGGUAAGAAUCAUUAAUUUUACCAAUUGUACUUUAGUAACAUGAUAAAAACAUAAAUUUCUUUGGUGCCAGUAAUGUAUAAACUGCUGUAAAUUUGGCAUGAAAAAGUGAUGUGGAUUGCUCAUCUGCUUUUUCUACUAUUUGACUACAAUGAACAAAGGUUUGUGUCUUGAAUAACGUUUUCUCGUCUUAUUAUUGCCAGCAUAUUGAGAUUUGAGGCAGCACUCACAUACUUUAUAGUUUCUAUAGGCAGGGACUGGUGAUUUAAAUAAUUAGAAAAUACAAUUUGUGUUCAUUGAGAAAAUAAACUUAUGGUCCUUUUACUCCAGCCUCCAUCUUUAUUCAUCCUAUGAGCUAUGGACACAUGAAGCUCAUGAUUAAUGCAUCACUCUGAGUCCGAGAACAAUGUCUAAUUAUUUUACAGUGUACAGUGCAGAGAGCACUCUUCACCCACUCUCUGCUCUGACAUUGGCUUCUAAAGGGACACAAUAGUCACCAAAAUAACUUUAUCUUAAGGCAGAGAAGCAGUUUUAGUGUAUAUAUUAUGCACCUGCAGUCUCAUUGCUCAAUUUUCUGCUGUUUAUGAGUUAAAUUAAUUUGUUUCUGUAGUCAUAGUAACACAUUCCUGCAUGUGCCUUACACAGCCUUCCUAAACACUUCCUGUAAAGAGUCAUCUAAUGUUUACACUUUAUUUAUUGCAAUUCUGUUUAAUUUAGAAUUUCUUAUCCACUGCUCUGUGUCAGUCGCAGCCAGGGAAGGUGCAGCUAGGUCUGCAGAAAAAGAAACAAAAGUGAUUUAACUCCUAAAUGUAAGUAAAUUGAGCAAUAAACCUUUAGAGGCAUGAUCUAUACACCAAAACUGCUUUAUUAAACUAAAGUUGUUUUUGUGGAUCUAGUGUCCCUUUAAGUGAUUUGUAAUUGUAUUUAUAAGACAGCUGCCAGAACUGUCAAACAGGCAUUUGUAAUAUUAUCAUCCAGGCUAUCCAUUUUGCCCACUGUCUAUCACUAGGAGAUUAAAGGGACACUGUAGUAUUAGGAAUACAAAGAUGUACCUAAUGCUAUAGUGUCUCUCUGCCUCUCGCACCUCUUCCGUGGCAAUUACAGGGUUAAAGGUACACAUGAACCAAGGUUUUCCUAUGGGGUUUUGCGAGAUGCAUGGAAAGCGUGAGGACGUCCAGCGUCGUUUUAAAGUUUUAAACUACGUUUUACACCAGUAAACACAUAUAGUGUCUGUUUGGUAGAAAAACCACUAGAAGCAGUCUUAAGACUGCAAUUAAAAAAUUACAGUUUCAAUAAAAAUGCAACAUUUUCAGAUGCAGGAUUUAGGGGAAAGGGGCAGUGCAAGCAGCCCACAUCUAUGAAAUGAAGUAGUCUGAGUACCUACAGUGUGCCUUUAACCAAGUUAAAUGGGUAUUAAUAAUCUUUUGGCUAUCUGCAGUGCACGGCCUAAACAUGAUACUGUAACAAGGCAUCUGUGACAGGGAUUGUUGUCAAAUAUAUGUAGUCUAAAAGAGAGUGCUCGCAGGUCUUAAUAAAGCUGCUGCUUUGUUAAAUAAGCAGACAAAUAUAGACUAAAACUGUGAUAUUAUUAUUAUUAUUAUUAUUAUUAUUAUUAUUAUUAUUUAUAUAGCGCCAUCAGAUUCUGUAGCACUGUACAAUGGGAUAGUCUACUUACAAGAUAAUUGCAUUAAAGGUCAAUAUAUUCCUAGUUGGGGUGUUGAGAGGCAAUAAUUCAUUGGCCCCUGAAUGUCAUUUUCAGAGUGUUUGUAUUUUAUUUUCUAGGAUAAUGGAUGUACGGAACUUUAUUCUCCAGUCCCGCUCGGAGUUCGCCCACACUGAAUUUACAUUAGUUACAACAUUUCCAAGCAUUGAACUAACAGAUGAAAAUCAAACACUGGAAGAAGCUAAUAUAUUCAACACUGUGAUUAUUCAACGAUUGAAGUAGAGACUUGCUUUCACAAGCCCUUUAACUUGUACAAGAUAUUACUUGUUACUUUCAACUAGUAUUAGGUACAGGUUUAAAUAUUUGAUUUUAGUUCUUAUAAAAUAAGUCUAUGAAACUUUACAUUUUGAAAGCUCUAAUUGACAAAGAUAGGGUGAUCAAAUCAUUGAGGCAAUGAUUGAUGUAUCUUUGCUAAUUAAAUUACUAAGAAAAUAUACUUCCUAUUGAGUAUGUGAAAACUGUAGUUAUCAGCACCCUCUCUUACACAGCUAUAUUGAACUAGGUUUAUUUUUAAUAUGGAGUUUUAAAACAUUUAUUUUGAUAUUGUUCAUUUUUCCUAAUUGUUUGUGUGGAACUGUGCGAUCCACAACAAAAUCAUUCUAACCCUCCAAUUAGACUGCUCGAUUUGCAUGUACGUUUCAAAAUGUUCACUGAAACUCGGAACUUCACUGUAAAUGGGAAAGGAACUACGGGGCCUUUUAAAAUUAAUGGUGUGUUUUUAUUUUUUUUUCAUGUUUUUAUUUCUCUUUAUAAUUAAGGAUUAAUUGCCCUUUAAAUUGUACAAAUUUCUUUUAGGAUUGUCUUUUUGUUAAACACACUCUAGCACAUAACUCUCUGACUAGAAAUACAUUUAUCUUUUAUUUUCAAUAAGAAAUGUAUUGAUCUUUUACCAGAGAUACACAUUGCUCUUGUCAUAGAAUCCACCCUUGUGUGCUUUUGAAAGAAAAUAAAAGUAAUCAAAGUAGUGUGUAGACUAAGGAAGUAGUGUGAUGAUUGAAAGUCGAAGAUGUUGCUAUCAAAAUGAAUGAUUCAUGAAUGAUUUUUCUUCCAUAUGAUAAUAGUGAUGCUAGCUAAUUCCUUUCUCUAGUCUUGUAGGAACCAAAUAAUUGCUCACCAUAACUUUUAUUCUGUUUUUUUUUCUCAUCUACACACUUUAAAAGACCGCUGGCAGGAGAUGCUGCCUGUUUAAUAAAUGUUAAAUUAAUGCCUGUUUUAUGUGCAAUGUUUUAUUUAUUAUCAUUAUUUGUAAAGUGCCAACCUUUACAACAAUAUAAUGUAUGCAUGUUAUUUAAAUGUGAAUUAUUUAAAUAUGUUCUUUCAUUAACCCAGAUAUAAAUAUAUAUAUAUAUAUGUAUAUAUCAAAUUUAGUUCAAUAAAAUGGCUUCAUUUGUUAUUGUUAGCACGACACACUCCACAGCAUUUUUACAUUACACUAUGCUGUCCAUCCAUGGGUAUCAUCAGUCAGUCCUCCUAACACAAUUGCUUGUUCUGUAUACCCUGAAGCCAGAAAACAGUACCAUCUAUAAUCAAACUUUGUCUUAAAAGGUUGGUGAAUCAAACUCUGAUUAUUUAUUUACUGGGAUUCACUUUGAUUAGGGUGCAAUAGUUUAUAUUUAAAUAUAAUAUAUAACGGCUGUAAAGCUGCUGUUUAUCCACUGGUCUUUAAGUUUAUAGGCUCAUUUAAAUUAAUACUCUUAGCACCAAGCAGCACCAAAGCAGGGGAUGAUCCAUACACCAAAACCACUUAAUUAUGGAGCUUAGCAAAAGCAAUGCAAAAACAAAAUAUAGCCCCCAAAGCCCUACAUAUAUCUCCAUUUGGUACAUUACCCUCCAGAGAAACACAUUUCAGUCCUCAAUUCUAUAUGUCUGCAUCUAAAUGUAAAUGUCAUGUAAAUAGACUGAAUAUGAUGAAGAAUAAAGUGCAAAGUCGAUUAACCAUCUUAAUUUAUUUGUUCAUGCCUAAUUUUACAGGAAUUACUUUAGAGUUCUCAUAAUGGCAUACAUUAGCAAUUACUGGCAAAAUGUAAAAAGGAAUGCCAUGGCACCCUUCCAGCAUAAGAGAACACAUAAUUGAAUAAAUG